This is a messenger RNA of Dermacentor silvarum, 7802 nucleotides long. RefSeq names its product mesoderm induction early response protein 1. Gene Ontology annotation, cellular component: nucleoplasm. The record is from RefSeq and is a predicted model, not a curated record. Gene Ontology annotation, biological process: negative regulation of transcription by RNA polymerase II. NCBI's taxonomy places the organism in Eukaryota, Metazoa, Arthropoda, Arachnida, Ixodida, Ixodidae. The transcript has 14 exons. Gene Ontology annotation, molecular function: transcription corepressor activity; histone deacetylase binding. The coding region runs from base 717 to 2354 and encodes 545 amino acids.
UCGUCGCGAAAAGCGCUGUUUCACCCUUUGGCGGGCGGAGGGGACCCUUUGCGACACACACAGGGCGGUAUAAAACUGCUACGGAUUUCGCGGGUCGCGUCCGCCCCGGCCUCGCAUUAUCGGUAAUAGCCUGAACCGCGCGCUUUUUUGUUGUUAUGUGGUCUCCCACCGCUGCCUAUGGCUGCUGUCAGUGUCUACCGAGAUUCGGUGCAUGAACCCGAGCCGCAGGAAAUAAACGCGCGCCCGAUGCAUUUCCAACGGCAAGCGCGUCGAACGGUGCAAUUCUGAACGCAGCGCGUUCGCGCCGUAUGCGUCACUUUGCAGACGACGAUCGGGGCGCGCAGGUCGACGAUUUUAGCGCGUACGCUCGGUUCGAACCAACGACAGUUCUGAAGCGCGCGAUCAGACCGACCCCUGAUAAGCCCUCUGCGAGGCUUUCCCUCCGCUGUCGCGACAAGCGUUAGGACGGAUAAGCUAGUUCGACGCCUCCGAUAGCUCGUUUGCAAAGCGGUCAGAAGUGCGGUUUAGAAAAUCACCUGCGAAACGGUAGCAGACGAUUGCCCUCCUCGCGGAACGCAUUUCCCCCGCGUUCACGACCACAGCGCCCGUAAGUCGCAUGUUCGCAUGUUUGGAGCGCUGACGCCGAGAGACGUGACGCCAACACAAGCGAUGGAUCCGCGGCAGACAGCGAUCAAGAUUUCGACCCCUCUGCUGAGAUGCUUGUCGAUGAGUAUGACGACGAGAAGACGUUAGACGAGGAGGAGGCCUUGGAGAGUGACGCCAGUGACGACGAACUCAACACACUGCAAAAGGAAGGUGAAAUGCCUCUAGAAGACCUUCUUGCCAUGUUUGGGUACAAGGACGGAGAACGGGUUGGUGGUGAGCCCGAGUCUGAGGAGGAGGAGGAGGAGUCUGACGAGGAGGAAGAAGAAGAUGGUGACGUCGCUGAGGAAGUCCCCGAGAGUUCUGCCCCUAAGGUGGCAGCAGACAAGCCAGCGACGGAGGCGCCGAACAAGGAGCCAGUGCCGAUGCUAGCGCCAAAGGAAGUGCCGCCUUGUGCCGCUGUGCCCACCCUUGCACCGCCACCGUCUGUCGAGUCUAAAGUGGCAACGACCACAAAGACUCCGUCCCCUGUCACCCGAGCGACACCCACACCUCCCCACCCUCCACCGAGGCGUGAGCACCGGACUACUUCCACGGCUCAUCUGCUGCGAUCUGUCUCCCAUGCGAGUGAAUCUUCAAACUCCGACUCCGAUGAAGACUUCACCCUUGAGGAGUAUUGGAAGAAGAACUCAAACUUCAGCGAUGUCAACAUACUGGGACCAGCAUACGCAAGAGUUCCACAUCAGACCAUACAAGUUGGUUCGGAAUACCAGGCCACCAUUCCUGUGGGGCUGUGUAAAUAUGAUGAUGCGCCAGCUUAUGAAAACGAGGACCGAUUGCUCUGGGAUCCGGCCAAGCUCUCGGACAGUGAUGUGGAGGACUACCUUUCCACGGCUCAGGAGCCAACAGCAAACACCAUGGGGAGCAUCAACUCCUUACCCCUGGGCAGCCACACUCGAGAUGACGAACAGGCACUGUACUUGCUGCUGCAGUGUGGACACAACGUUGAGGAAGCACUGCGAAGGCGGCGGAUGAACCCCACCAUACCCACAAAGAUGAGCCUUUGGUCCGAAGAAGAGUGCCGGAGUUUCGAGAGUGGCCUUCGGUUGUACGGCAAGGACUUCCACCUCAUCCAACUUCACAAGGUCCGUACGCGCUCGGUCGGUGAGCUUGUGCACUUCUACUACCUGUGGAAGAAGACGGAGCGGCACGACAUCUUUGCCAGUAAGGUUCGCCUUGAAAAGAAGAAGUACGCUCUGCACCCUGGAACUACGGACUACAUGGACCGCUUCCUGGAUGAGCAGGAGAACUCUCAGCAGCAACAGCAACAGUCACAGCAGCAGCCGCGUGACCGGUCCACAAGCCCAAGCGAAGCGAAGCGGCCAAGGCUCGCACUGCCCAUGCAGCUCACGAGUCAGCUUGUCGGCCCCCAAGAGAACGGUCGCGAAACAUCCGCUACAGCUUCCCUGACAGUGGCUACUGAUCCAACACGUGAGAACGGCCGCGACCGGCUCUGGACAGCGGCGGCAAGUUCAUCGGAUGAAGAUGAUCUCCCACUCAUCGCUACUACUGUGAGACCAACGCUGGGCAAGGUGGCAGUGACAGCGGCAGCGGCAGCUGCGGCUCCAAGUGGCAACGUUGUACAGGUCCUGAACAAGAUGGCAGCCACCAGUCUGGUCAGCACAGCGUCUGCAACACAGCCAGUUGUCGGGGCAACCGAACGGCCUCACACCGUUGUUCCCGACGAGUGAUGUGGCAGCAGCCGCUGGUGUCCACAUGCAGAAUCUCUCUGCUCCUUCGCCGGCGCAUCCAUCCCUCCAUCACACGCUAGAGUUGACGAAAAAAAAAAAAAUUCACCGAACUUGGGACCAAGAGCGCUGCCGCAGCGCGAACAGCGUUUCACAUCAUGGACUGCUCUGGUGCUGUGCGGGUGGAGCAUUUUGUGUUGCGCCCUCUAGUGACGGCACCGCACUUUCGCUUAUUACUUAACAUGCAGUAUGCCGACCCUUUUCCUGGGGCAGACGGCAAACGGGGAGAAGAAAAAGCUUGCGGAAUGUGAUGUGCAUACUGCCGUGUCACCUCUGGAGCCCCAGGAUUCGUCAAAGCCGCCAAGUGUGUGCUUCAUUGUGUGUGACCGCCCGGAGGCAGGUCAAGCGCUGUUGCCGCCGCGUUGUUACUUAGUCUGCCCAGUGAAGGUUGUAAAAAUGAGGUCAAGUUGGUCCCGUUGAUGUCCUUAAAUGUGACAAUAGUAUCUGGUUUAAUGAAGGUUAUGUUAACAGAGAAAUGCACAGUCUAUAGGCCAAAAAAAAAAAUGAAACUCUCAUAUUGGUGCUGAUAAUUGUCUUCGUAGCUUUUGUGCCAUGGUGAACAUUGAGAUUGCCAAUGCAUUCAGCUGGUACUCUCAGCCCCGUAUUUACAAAUGGACCACAACUUGUCAACUCUCAGUAGGGUAGAAAUUUGGGCUGGUUGUGGUAAGAUAGUUCAAAUUCUGGAGGACCAGCGCUCAGACGAAGUACACGGAAAAGAGUGACACACACAUUGUGCUGGCUAGCGACAGUAUAAGUUUAUUGCUUCUUGCUAUGAACUUUAUACAUUCGCGAAAAACAACAAAGAAAGGAAAAAAAGGGGUUGGGGACAUACAGCAGAUCCAUUGCAACAGAUAUAAUAGUAGCUCCUUUUUGUGCAGAAGCAGCGACAGUGUACUGACAAAAAUUGUGUGUGUGUAUAUGAGUGUGUCUGCGUGCGUGUGUGCAUGUGUGAGUGUCAAAAAUGCUUGAAAUGCGUGUGUCAAAAAUGCUUCCAGCCGCUCUGCUCACGGUAUUUUUGCACAAUCUUGUUUUUCACAAAUGUAAAAAGUUGAAAGCAAGAAGCAAUAUGGUUGCUGGUGAGCAUGGUCUGUGUGCCGCACUUUUCGGUGUACUUCGUCUGAGUGCUGGUACUGUACUCCUGAAUUUGAACUUGAGAACUCUCCUUUGACUCCGUCAGUUGAGUAGGACACCCCAAGACUGAAGUAGACAUUGCACUUUGGUAAUGCUGCCUAGUAAUUCGUGCAGCGUACUUACUUGUUGAAACACUCCGGCGCCUUCCAGCAGGCACUGAAAGUGCUUGGUUACGAUAUUGUAGUGCUGGAAUUACAGAAGAGGGUUACCAAAGAACAGUGGCCACUUUAGUUGCGGGGAUGAUGUCACCCUCCAUUUACUGGAGUUGAAGAGGAGCAUUGAGGUCGAGGAGCAUUUAUAAAUACAGGAAGUCGUGGUACCAGCGCUGCAGAAGCGUAACUGUGCCGAAGCGAAAAUGUCAGAUGUGUCAGAACUCGUUCAAAUUGCAGGACACACAAUCCUGCCCACAAUAGUUGGUGUAAAUACUUUAGCUUGACGGUCGUUACCACUUACCCCAUCAGCUGUAUCCAUUGUGCUUGUCAAAAAUGUGCAGCCAGCAGAGAAACGCGUGUGUUUCCGUGACAGCUUUGUCACUUGGACAUCUGUACUAGGGCCAAGGUACUGGAAGAUUGUGAACCAUCGUCUUGAAUAUCGGGAAGAGGUCUGCCGCUUCAUUGCCAACGUGUCUGAGGCACGCCCGGCAACAUGUCGUCGACUCACCGCUUCUGGGCAUAUAUCGUGCCCACCUCGCUACGCAACUAAUACCGCCAGCAACGCAUCGAGCCGUGCUGCUGUCAAAGACAGAGACUUGUGGUGAACUAACCAAGUGAACACGUCCCCACUGGUUGCCGUGGCGAACCAUGCUUUCAUCCCACAGUGAACGCAACGAGCGUUAUUGCCAGAAAGUGCCUUCUAUGAACCCACCAUCGCCACCACUGACAGAGCUGAGGGACUGUGCGCAGUUUAAACCCGAAUUUGGUGUGGUGCAGGGGAGGGGGGGGGGGGGGGGGAAUCCGCAUUUUCUGUGGCGGGUGUUUUCAAAGAAUAAGACGACCUUUUCACACGCUGUCAAUCUUCUUUCGUUGCUUCGUUUUGCUACUUCUUUUAAGAUUGAAAGUGUAUACCAUAUUGUAGCAUAGGUGAAGUACCCAAAGAACAAAAAACACCACCUUGUUGACGUUCGUCUGUAUUGUUUCUUUUUUUUUUUUCACCCCAUUUAUGUUACAUUUUGUUGGUGUAGCAGUGCACGUUGUGUCACACAUACACUCUCGCCUUGUUUUUAACCGCAAGCAUGUGCUCUGUCUUAAUUUGAGAUGUGAAUACUGCACAUUUUUUGUACCAGUGCUACUAAUAUAUGAGGUGCAUUUUGCCAGGUGACUUAAACACAGCGGGUGAAACUUGGCUAGAUUUGUGCACAGAUUUUAUUUUCCCUCUACGAUGUUUAAGUCAUGGAAGCAUCAUUUUUCGUCAUUGUUGCUAGAGAGAGCUGCAGGUGGCAGUCAUGAACCUUGUCAUUUCAUUCUUGUCUGCUGUGCAGGAGUGUGUUCACUGUCAGUAUUGUUCGGGUGUGGUCAAUUGCUUUCACAGGUUUGAAAGCGUGGCUGUGCGCACGUUUUUGUUCUAGUGCAAAUUACCAAACCAGCAUGCCGCCGGAACUAUUUCGGUGAGCAGCAUUUAAAGUAAUACAGUCGACUUCCGUUUAUUUGACCCUGACGGGACCGACAAAAAUUGACCAAAUUGCCCGCCAGAUCGAAUUACACAAGAUGCAUAAACAAUGUCAAAACGCACUGCUGUUCAUUUGGCAGUAUUUGCCAGAGUCCAAUUCGCCCUCAAAUCAAUUGCUCACCCACUUUUAAUGUGUCCAAAGUAUAACACCAAUGUAGAAAUUAUGACUUUCAAGUGGCUCCAACCAACUGAUAAUAAUUUUUUGGUUGGAGCCACCGUCUCCUAAGCUCUGCCCAACAGACACUGCCACUAAAGGGGUCACCAUAGGAGUCGGGCACGUACGUGCUGACUGGCCAAGUUCGAAUGACCUGGCAAAUGCCAAAUUUGGAAUCAAAAUGGCAAAUGUUUGGGCCCAUAGAAGUGCAUGGGCGCUGGCUGGGACCGUCGGUCAGGAUCGAAUUAACAGAAAAAUUUAAUUAACCGGAAUCGAAUGAACGGAAGUCUACUGUAUAAUGUUAUUGGCAAGGGGAUAGGAUGUGUCUUAUCUAGUUCCGGUAACAUUUGCCAUUUCUUGCGCAAUGUGCAUUUCACACGUGCAACUGCUCACUGCCACAGUUGCUUCAGUGUGUGCUCUAUACUCCGUUUCAUACUUAGCAGGCAACGCUGUACAAGCUACGCAUGUUCUGCGGUAAAAAAAAUCUCCGCACGUUUCACAGUGAAGUUGUUUUGAUCUGCUACGCUUUCUACGGUUAACUACUUUAUAUAUUACAACUCCAACUUGUGGACCUAAGGUGACGCCAAAUCAUGCAUUACGUGGGCCACUUAACAUUGCCAGUAUUCAACAUACUGUUUCGGUCGCGAGCACAAGUAGUGCGCUGUGGUCACUGGUUGCACAAACCUGUCACUCCGCUCGUUCAGUCGUCAACAGGUUCAGAUCUACGAAGCCUUCCAUGUGUAUUUUGCAACACAAAAGUAUGGGACUAAAUGUUACAUUCAAUCACAUGAUGCAUACCUGUGCGUUCCCUAACAUGUGGCACGCUCUAUUUGGUCGCCCAAGUGAGGAGCGAGUGCAGCCUCUCAUAGUGAGCAUAGCCUAAAUAGCGAUCAUUGCAAUGUAUGGAACAGAGUAUAGUUUAAGUGCACACAUCAUGCCGAGCAAAAGUUUUGGAUAUCACAGGAGCAGCGAAAAGUUUCAAAUAUUAUUCUGGCGUGGGCGUGCACUUCAUUUGUCAAGCAUGCACACAUAGAUUGCACCACCAGAUUUCAGGCUACUUGUCAAGGCUGUAAUUAUGUUUUACUGCACCAAGCCUGUUUGAGCUUGGAAACUAGCUAUCCCAGUAACGUCUCGUAACACCACGCUCGGAACGUAUCUGUUAGCUGUAAGUGAGUGGGAGGGAGAAGAUUUUACAGCGAAGCUUUUAAAAGGGCUUCCACAGUGACUUUUGUGUGGUGGCAUGGUCAUUAUCAGAUAUCAGUCAAGAGCGGCCGUGUGACCAGGGAAUCGGUGAGUACGCACAGCCGGCAUCAGUGAUGAACCGUCGUUAAGAAUAGCUAGAAGUGCAGUCUUUCCAGGUUGUCUGAACACACAGCCAGAUGCUGGCAUCAGUAGAGCCAAUGCGGCGAAUGGGAACAUGCAUCAGAUAUAACAGAGAGUAUAAAGGUACUAGGCUUGGAUAUGGUGAUGUGUUUGAAAGGACUGCAAAGACUUUGGUAGAUGGUAGACUUUGGGCAGUAGCAAACCAGACACUGAGUAGGAAUUCUCAAGGGUGUGAGGUUUUACAAAUUCCAUUUCUGGCAUAAAAGAGUGACAAGUCUUUAUUUGUAAACGCGGCAGCAGUUUUUACUGACCCUGUGCUAACUUUUAUAACUGAUUUCUAUGUGUAGCAUAAGGUCUCCCAAGUUAUUUGCUUGCAAUUGUACAAAGAUAAGCAGUUGGAAAUGUGUCGAGAGUUGCAUUUUGUGUUGCAUACACUGCAGCAGCACAAGAUGGUAAGGGAUCAAUAGUAAUGCUGGGGCAUGAUGAAUGUUGGAUGUGCUAAAAUUGGUUGGAAUAGCUGUAACGCAGAUUUAAAAACUUUUGUUUUUUAGAAUGGGCGUGAAAAAGGUAUUUUGAACAGAGGAAAAAUUCCUUAUAUUGUAGCCAUGUUUGAGAGGAUAGUUGCUGCCAGUUCUGAAAUACCUCUGAACGGUAAAUUGACUUCAUUGGUGAGUUUCAAAAAACAGCUGGCCGUUGCCUGGUAUGGAACAGGCUAUCCAAAGCUGGACUCUAUGUUUACCCCGUAACCACUACUGUCUGUAUGUUGCCACUUCUGCAGCUCUCGUGUAAUAUGUAUGUACAAAAGCUUUUAAAAUAACUUCAUGUUUUUUGUUGAAAAAAGUUUGCACCGUGUUACGUUCUCGUCAUCACAAGAUGUGCAUUUUUCCUUUUCACAUUCACAAUAUGCAGAUUUGCACAGUGUCAUUUCGAUGUUUUUCUUUUUCUCUUGUUACUACACUACUACUUUCCGCAUACAAGGAAUGUGAGCCCAUCAAAAAAAAAACUUAUCGUGAUCCCAUUUGUGCAAAUGAACAGGAGAAAAUAGCAAGCACUAUUUAUUGGUAGCAAAUACGCAAUACGAAUGUGAUUUAAUAAAGGGAAAUGUAAUUUUAUGACAA